Molecule: messenger RNA, 2603 nt
Organism: Ziziphus jujuba (common jujube)
Lineage: Eukaryota; Viridiplantae; Streptophyta; Magnoliopsida; Rosales; Rhamnaceae
Product: cation/H(+) antiporter 2
Exons: 4
Coding region: 167-2515 (782 amino acids)
Biological process (GO): regulation of pH; proton transmembrane transport
Cellular component (GO): endomembrane system; membrane
Molecular function (GO): antiporter activity
Source: RefSeq, a predicted model, not a curated record
UGGGGAUCUCAACCCUAGACAAAGAUUUUCUCUUUCACUCUUUUGUUCUUUUUCUCACAAACCCUUUGUUCUUCAUCAUCUUCUUCAUUAUCAUCAUCAUCAUCAUCAUCAUCUUCUUAAUCCUGGUUAUUGGACUGUGGUUGAUUCCCAAAAUUCACAUGCAAAAAUGGAUGCCACACAACGAAUGGUAUGUCGACAAGACUUCUUCAACCCUCUCACUUCAAUGGGAUUGCAGAUGUCCAGCAUUCUGGUCAUUUCACACUUCUUCAACCUUGUUCUCAAAGAACUUGGUCAACCCGGACCCAUUGCUCAAAUCCUUGCAGGCCUUGUUCUUGGUCCUACUGGUUUGUCAAAUAUUCACAAAGUGAGAGACUUCUUCUUCCAAGCUUCGGCAGCCGAAUACUACGAAAUCUUCGGAUUCUUCUGCCGCAUGCUUUUCAUGUUCUUGAUUGGUUUGGAAACCGACCUCUCUUACAUACUCAAAAAGCUGAAAAUCUCCAGCACGAUAGCUUACGGUGGUGCAAUGGUGGGUGCCAUUUUUGGCAUUGCAGUUUCUUUCUUCUUGCACCAGCAGUUGAUGUUGAACGACAAGAAGAAGUUCGGUUUCCUUCUUGUUAUCAUGCUCAUGACGGCUUAUACUGCGUGUCCGGUUGUGAUUCGUGUGGCUACGGAUUUGAAGUUUGCUACCUCGGAGAUUGGUAGAUUAGCAAUAUACUCUUCCAUCAUCAAUGAGAUAACUUGUUUGAUAGUAUUUGGUUUCAUACUUGGUAUACAUAAAAUGGCAUUCUUUGGUGAUUUUUUUCUCACUGUUUUUGUCACUUUGGUCGUGGUCGGUAUCAACAAGUUCGUAGCUAUUUGGUUCAACAGAAGGAAUAGGAACAAGAAAUAUCUUACAAACCCUGAGCUUUUGUUCAUUUUGUCACUCUUGAUCGGGAAUUCGAUGAUCAUCGAAAUGUAUACGAGUAAUAGUGUGAUUAGUUGCUUUGUUAUCGGGAUUAUGUUUCCGAAAGAAGGGAAAUCCGCUCGGACUUUGGUGCAGAAACUGAGUUAUUGUGUUCAUAAUUUCAUACUUCCUGUUUAUUUUGGGUAUUUAGGGUUUCAGUUUGAUGCUAGCCGUUUGAAUAGUCUCAGCAGCGUUGCUAUUGUUGUGAUUAUGGUGGUUUUGAGUAUUGGGAGCAAGAUUAGUGGUACUCUUGCUGCUUGUCAUUACUUGAAAAUUCCAUUGAAUCAUGGGGUUUUUCUUGGUUUCUGUCUCAACUUGAAAGGACAUGCUGAUGUUGUAUUCAUUGGCCAAGCCACUAAUUCAUUAGUUGAUUGGAACUCAGAAGCAUACAACUUAUUGUUAAUUACAAUUGUGAUCAACACAGUGAUAUCAGGGCCAGUCCUCGCUCUCCUAAUGAGAAGAGAGGACAAACUCUUCACUCAAACAUACACAACGCUUGAGCAUCACAACCCUGAGAGUGAGCUUCGAACACUGGCUUGUGUCUACGGCCCUCGUCAUGUCUCUGGUGUUCUUGCAACUAUGGCUGCAAUAAGCGGGUCCCAACCAACACCGAUGAUCCCUUACAUGAUGCAUCUCAUCGAACUAAUCCAAAAGCGAAGGACCAAUGUGUCGUAUCACGAGCUAGAAGACGAUGAACAAAGCGACAACGAAGACUAUGGAGGAAAUGAUGUUUUGGAGAUCAAUGACGCCGUCGAUGCUUUCACCACAGCGACAAAGAUCAUUGUCCAUAUUAGCAAAGCGGUAUCGGCCUUCUCAAACUUGUACGAGGAUGUUUGUAACGUUGCCGAGGAUAUGCACACUUCAAUUGUGAUUCUUCCAUUCCAUAAACAUCAGAGGAUUGAUGGGAAAAUGGAGAGUGCUAAAGAAGGUGUGAGGAUUACAAACCAGAAGGUUCUUCGCCACGCUCCUUGCUCUGUUGGUAUAAUUGUUGAGAGGGGACAAGCUGGGGUUCCAGGGUUUUCGCAGUUGCUUGAUUACGUGAGUGUUCAACAAGUUGCUACUUUGUUCUUCGGUGGUCCGGAUGAUAGAGAGGCCAUUGCUUGGAGUACAAGAAUUGCUAGUCAUCCUCUCGUAAAUUUGACUGUCAUUAGAUUUCUGUCCACGGAAUCGUCGAGUACGAGAAAUGAGAGGGUGGAUGAACGAGAUGAUAUCGAGGUUUUCAUGUCGUUGGCGAGUUUGGAAACUGGCAAUGAUGUCGACAAUGCCUUCCUCAAUGACUUUUACAAUCGGUCUGUAACUUCAGGUCAAGUUGGAUAUGUAGAAAAGUAUGUGAACAAUGGAGCACAAACAGUGGCAGCUCUUGUGGACAUAGGGGACAUGUACUCGUUGUUUAUAGUAGGGAAAGGUGGACGAGGACACUCACCAUUGACAACCGGCAUGAGUGAUUGGGAAGAAUGUCCUGAACUUGGAACUGUUGGUGAUCUCCUAGCUUCCUCUGAUUUCAAUGUCAAUGGCUCCGUUUUGGUCGUCCAACAAUAUCGCCAUUCCAAGAAAGAGUUUCUAGACGACUAGAAAUUUUUCUAAAUUUUAUUUUAUUUUAUUGUUGUUUACCUUGUAAAUUACAAAACUGUACAUUAUUGUUGCUCUAAAAACAGCCCAA